Elephantulus edwardii (Cape elephant shrew) is the source of this 1422-nucleotide messenger RNA. RefSeq names its product polymerase (DNA directed), mu (gene POLM). Gene Ontology annotation, biological process: double-strand break repair via nonhomologous end joining. Lineage: Eukaryota; Metazoa; Chordata; Mammalia; Macroscelidea; Macroscelididae. Gene Ontology annotation, cellular component: nucleus. Gene Ontology annotation, molecular function: DNA binding; DNA-directed DNA polymerase activity. The record is from RefSeq and is a predicted model, not a curated record.
AUGGCUCCGGUGCUCCCUAAGCAGAGACAAAGGCAGUGCAGGUCCCCCUCCAAGGCCUUCUGUGCCCUAUCCUCUGUGAGUUUCCCUGGUGUUGCAAUCUACCUGGCCAAGGUGGGCAUGGGCCACAGCUGCAGGGCCUUCCUCAGCAGCCUGGCCCUCUCUAAAGGCUUCCACAUCCUCGACACUUACAGCCCAGAGGUUACACGCGUGGUGAAGGAGCAUACCACAGCAGUGGAGGCUGUCCACUGGCAAGAAUGCAGGGCAGUGGCUGCUUCUUUGGGCUGGACCCACUCACCCCUGCUGGACAUGAGCUGGUUCACAGAGAGCAUGGCUGCUGGACGGCCUGUACCCGUGGAGUGGAGGCAUUGCCUAGAGGUGACCAAGCCCAGGAAUGAGAUUCCAAGCCUGGCACGAGUGCCAACCUAUGCCUGCAAGCGUCCGACGCCCCUCACCAACUAUAAUGCCAGCCUCUCGGAGGCCCUGGAAACACUGGCAGAGGCAGCAGGCUUUGAAGGCAAUGAGGGCCGCCUCCUCUCAUUCCAAAAGGCCUCUUCAGUUCUCAGAUCUCUGCCAGGCCCCAUUACAGCCCUGAGGCAGUUGCAAGGGCUGCCACACUUUGGAGAACACUCCUCCAGGGUUGUCCAGGAGACACUGGAACAUGGAGUAUGUGAGGAAGUGGAGAGACUAUGGGGCUCUGAGAGAUAUCAGACGAUGAAGGUAUGCAAGGUGACCCAGGCAGCACCCCAGGAAAACUCCCUGUACAGGCUGCAACACUACCAGGACCUGAGCACCCCACGCAGAGGCAGGAUGCAGAGGCAGGAUGCAGAGGCUCUGUGUUGGACAGUGGAAUUGUCUGUGCAGCAGAUCCUGCCUGGUGCCACAGUCACACUGGCUGGUGGCUUCCGGAGGGGGAAGCUGCAGGGCCAGGACGUGGACCUACAUCACCCUCAGGAAGGCCAGGAGGGGGCACUGCUGGGCAGCAUGGUGGGCAGCCUGCAGAACCAGGGCCUCCUCUUGUACCAUAUCUAUCAGCACAGCUGCCGUGGGGAUCCUACCCACUUGGCAUGGCAAAAGCCCAGGAUGGAUGCCUUUCAGAAGUGUUUCUGUGUUUUCUGUCUACCACAGCUCCCUGGAGUGACUGUGGAGGGGUCCCAGAAAACUUGUCAAGCCUGGAAAGCUGUGAGGGUAGACCUGGUGGUGACUCCGGUCAGCCAGUUCCCCUUUGGCCUGCUCUGCUGGACUGGCUCCAAGCAUUUUGAACGGGAGCUGCGCUGGUUCAGCUGGAAGGAGAAGGGACUUUGGUUAAACAGCCACACACUCUGUGACCCAAAGCAGAACAAAUCUCUCCCCACGACUUCAGAGGAGGACAUCUUUAGACACCUAGGCCUGGAGUAUAUUCCCCCUGAGCAGAGAAAUGCCUGA